Messenger RNA from Xenopus laevis (African clawed frog), 2311 nucleotides. RefSeq names its product aldehyde dehydrogenase 3 family member B1 L homeolog (gene aldh3b1.L). Gene Ontology annotation, molecular function: oxidoreductase activity, acting on the aldehyde or oxo group of donors, NAD or NADP as acceptor; oxidoreductase activity; aldehyde dehydrogenase (NAD+) activity. The coding region runs from base 304 to 1812 and encodes 502 amino acids. The record is from RefSeq and is a predicted model, not a curated record. Gene Ontology annotation, cellular component: cytoplasm. NCBI's taxonomy places the organism in Eukaryota, Metazoa, Chordata, Amphibia, Anura, Pipidae. Gene Ontology annotation, biological process: aldehyde metabolic process. The transcript is spliced from 12 exons.
GGAUAAUCAAGUUCUUAACAGGGGAAGCUGAAGCUUAUUUGCAUGUUGUAGCUGCUGAGGAUUGAACAAGAGCCAUUGAGAUUGGAGUCAUUGGACCAGGCAUGACAGGGCUGAGGAGGCUUGAAAAGAAAGGUUUGAAUUUGUUUGCAGUGGCAACAAUUGGGCAAAGGUAACUAUCUCUUAACAAAGGGUCGGGCAUAGUAUUUAAGAAGCAACCAGAUUGGAGGGAGUCAAUAGAGGAGGGAAAGAAGGAACAUGAAGGUCUGAGAUACAUUGGACCUGCUGGCAGACAUCAAAGGAACCAUGGAUAAUGUCAAAUCUUCCCCUUCCCCUGCUCGAUGGUUCAGAGUUUUGAAAAGAACAGUGUCUGGUGAAUGUCAACAAAAGAAACCUGCAACCCCCUCUGUGUGUGAAGAUGCCCUGAGGAAAUGCAGAGAAGCCUUCUCUUGUGGAAAGACUAGGCCUUACUCGUUUAGGCUGUUGCAGCUGGAAGCCAUCUUAAAUAUGCUGGACAAACAUGAGGAAGAGAUUGUUGGCGCACUGGAGCAGGACAUGCACAGGCCCAGAUUUGAAACCGUUUUAUCAGAAAUUACUUCAGUGAAGAAUGAAGCACUUUAUGCAGUAAACAACCUAGAGAAGUGGAUGCAACCACUGCCGGGCCAGAAGAGCAUGAGUAACCUGCUAGACAGCUGUUUUAUUCAGAUGGAACCAGUUGGUGUAGUUUUGAUAAUUGGUGGCUGGAGUUUCCCUGUCCAGUUGUCUCUAAUUCCUUUAGUUGGAGCGGUGGCUGCAGGUAACUGUGUAGUACUGCAGCCUUCAGGAACCUGCACCCACGCGGCAAACCUGCUGCAAAAACUAAUCCCUCUAUAUUUAGAUAAUAGCUGCUUCCAUGUGGUCUCUGGUGGGCAGAAUGACCUGAUGAAACUUCUAGAGAACAAGUUUGACCACAUCCUUUACACAGGUGACCGUGUAACUGGCAGAGCAGUGAUGCUAGCUGCAGCCAGAUACAUCACUCCCGUAUCUCUGGUUCUGGGUGGCAAGAAUCCCUGCUAUGUCGACCAGUCAUGUGACAUUAAAAUGGCUAGCCACAGAAUUGCUUGGGCUCGUUUCGUAAAUGCCGGACAGAGUUCUUUGGCUCCAGACUAUAUCCUUUGCCAGCCAGAAAUAAGAAACGCUCUUAUCCAUGAACUGAAAACUUGUGUGGAGGAGUUCUAUGGGAAAAACCCACGAGAGUCUCCAAAUUAUGGGCGCCUGGCAUGCAUGGAGCAAUACAUUCGAGUCAAGGAUCUUCUGUCAUGCGGACAGGUGGCUUUUGGGGGCGAAACUGAUGACACUGAAAGAUACAUAGCCCCUACAGUACUGACUGAUGUGCAAGAGGCAGAUCCUAUCAUGCAAACAGAGAUUUUGGGGCCAGUUUUACCUAUUUUAACAGUACCAAAUCUUGAUGAAGCCAUACAACUCAUAAACAGGAAGGACAGACCACUGGCUGUAUAUGUAUACUCUGAAAACGAACAGGUAAUAUCCGAUAUCUUGUCUAGAACAUCUAGUGGGAGUUUUUGUUCCAACGACAGCAUGAUACAGAGCAUUUAUACUAGCAUGCCCUGUGGAAGUAUAGGAAACAGUGGAGUAGGAAUCUACAGGGGCAAGCACAGCUUUGAUGCCUUCUCUCAGGGUCGUGCAUGUCUUCUUCGCAACACUGCUGUGGAAUGUGUAACUUACCUGCGGUACCCACCAUAUGCUGAGAAACCUCUUAGUCUUCUGCUUUGGGCUUGCUCCAUCUCAAGGAAGAAAAGGUUGUGCCACAUCUUAUAAGACUUCUUUUAAAAAAGCUUGACUUUCUCUGCCAGGAAGUGUUUAGCAACCUCAAACCUAAUGAAACGGCAGGUAUUUCACCUGCUCGCCCAGAAUGCCUACACAUAAGUCUCACUCUUGGUAAGUGAAGACUGAUUAACUAAUGCAAUGCUUGUGGUGAUCUUUGCAUUUCAAACCAGGAUCUCCAUGAUGUGGCCUUUUGCUAUUACCACAAGCAUUGUGAGAGAGAGGACAAAAAUGGCUGGAUGCCCACAGGCUAGUAACAACUUUGGGUUCAAAAACCCUUAUUGCGUCUAAAACCUGAACUCAACACAAAGUGCUACAAAAUUCAACCAGUUCUUUUAAGAAUUCUUCUAAAUUGCCAACAUAAUUCUCAAGCUAGAGAGAGAGCUUCUGGUAGCUGAGAUCUGACUUUUUUUCUGCACACCCUAAUACUGUAUAUUUAUUCUUUUUAUAAAUAAAAGUAUUUCAAUCUAUAAAAUAAACUAGUUGCACCCAC